Drosophila grimshawi is the source of this 282-nucleotide messenger RNA. RefSeq lists its product as uncharacterized. The record is from RefSeq and is a predicted model, not a curated record. Bases 51 to 209 code for a protein of 52 amino acids. Lineage: Eukaryota; Metazoa; Arthropoda; Insecta; Diptera; Drosophilidae. The transcript is spliced from 2 exons.
AAACAGAAGUCAAACGUUAAAUAAGUAAGAUAGAAAAAUAAUUGCUCACAAUGGCGAAAGCUGGAAACCCUUUCAACAUUAUACGCAAUAUCUAUCACAAUGAAUUCCAGUGGAUGUUGGUGAAGAGCUUUGGCAUGUUUUUCCUUGGGGUGCGAAUCGCCAAGGAAUUCGUUGGCGUCGAACUGAUGCCAGCUGUGAUGCCUGCCUAAGGCAAGCAUAACUAAAUUCGCUAUGUACAAAAAAAAAACCAUGGAGCAGUUAACUAAUUAUAAUUAAAAACAA